Messenger RNA from Zea mays, 875 nucleotides. RefSeq lists its product as uncharacterized. Gene Ontology annotation, molecular function: metal ion binding. NCBI's taxonomy places the organism in Eukaryota, Viridiplantae, Streptophyta, Magnoliopsida, Poales, Poaceae. The transcript has a single exon. The coding region runs from base 94 to 636 and encodes 180 amino acids. The record is from RefSeq and is marked validated.
ACACACACCCAGCCAUCCUCUCUCGCACACAGCAGACACUCGUUCGCCGUCUCAGCCACAGCCAGAGCACCGACACUCAGGCCAGGCCGAUCAAUGGGCAAGAAGAGCGGCCGCAGCGGCGCCGACGCGCCCAAGGCGACGGCGUUCGUGCUGAAGGUGGCGAUGCACUGCCGCUGCGACGGCUGCGUCCCCAAGAUCCGCGCCGCGGUCAACAAACUGACGCUCCGGUGCGAGGGCAUCCAGUCGCUGGACCAGUCGGCGCUGGACACCAAGGGCGAACUGGCGCUGGUGGCCACGGCGGACCCGGAGAGGCUGCGCCGCCGCCUGCGCGAGGCCACGGGGAAGAGCGUCGACAUCGUCUUCCCCAAGCCCGCAGCGGCCAACGGCGGCAGCAGCGGCAGGGAGGAGGCGAACGCCGCCGUCCAGGCUCAGGCUCAGGCCCAGGCCCAGGCGCUGCUGCUCGCCGCCGGUCUGCAACAGCAGCAGCAGCACGGCCGUCCCUGGUACGCGCUCCAGCAGGGUGGGUACGGCCCGCCGCCAGAGCCGUACGUGGCUUCCUACCCCGCCACCGCGUGGGGCGCGUACCCACACAACGGCCUCGAUGACGCCUACGGCGGCGGAUGGUUCGGGUACUGAGCGACCGGCGGAGAGUAGAGCAGCGGAUGGAGCUUUUGAGGUUCGGGUACUGAGCGACCGGCGGAGAGCAGAGCAGCGGAUGGAGCUUUUGCGUUGUGUAGUGUGUCAGUGGUGAUGUCCGCACGUGUAGUACUGUAGUGAUCUGGGAUUAGCAGGAACUGAGCAAAUAUUGGUUGGUUGUGUGUUUGUUGGACGACGAAGUGUUUCUGUUAAAAAAGGUCUUGAUGCCUUAACUUUAA